CAGCCCUACCGGUAGCAGCAGCGGUAGCAGCAACGGUAGCGGUGGUAGUGGUAGCGGAAGGAGGAGGCGGUGGGGGAGGAGGAGGUGACUCGCCGCCGAGAUGCACCAGGUGCCGUACAGAGCGGGACUCACCUCGAACGCAGGUCGAAAUCGGAGCCGCUGGGAGAAGAGUUUGUUGGCCAGUCGUCGAACGAGAAGGCGCGACCCGCCUUCGAUCGACGCGAAUCGUUCCCAUGGAUCCCGCGAUCGGCGACGGGACGACGGAGGAGAGGAUCGAGGAGAGGAUCGGGAAGAGGAUCGGGAAGAGGAUCGGGAGGAGCGCGAAGAGGAGCGCGAAGAGGAGAGAGAGCGCGAGUCGCCCGCGACGGUGCGCCUCGUCUCGAGGUACAGCAGCUGCAGAACGAACUCUUGCCUGCUGCCCUCGAAUCUGCUGCUGAUAGGCCUGGCGAUCUGCUGGCUGACCCUGACGGCGGUGCAACCUCGGCAAAACAAUCACCAUCAAACGUGUCCAGGUUGCCCGCAUCAACAGCAACAGCAUCAACACGUGCACGAGGCGCACCGGGGCGGUGGUCCGAAAGACGCCGCCGCGCCCAGCCCGGACGAUCUCCGAUUGGAGGCCAUCAAGCACCAGAUUUUGACGAAGCUCGGCCUGAGGAGCAGGCCGGACGUGAACAGGACGCUGGCGACGGUCCCGAGACACUUGGCCCUCGAGACUCUCUACAGAGCCGAGGCGCAAUCCUUUCGUUACCCGGACAAGACGCGAAACGAGCACGAGAACGUGUACUCGGCCGAGUUUCUCUACGGCGACGACGACUACUCCUAUCGGAAUCUCGACCAGCAAGCCGAGAGUCCCACCGAGGACACCGCCGGGAUCGGUUACGGGGACCACGAGGACCAGGACGCGCAAGAAGAGAUGGACGACUUUUACGCGAGGACCUCGGAGAUCAUCACCUUCGCCGAGCCCGGACGAACGCUGAACGGGCAACCGUUGCUGGAGUUCCCGAUGUCCAGCGGGGAACCGGCCUUGGAACCCCUCAGGAUCAAGCGAGCUACUCUCUGGGCGAGAGUCGAGUUCAGGCACGCCCAUCACUAUCAGCGUCACCGUACGGGACAGACCAACCAAAGAAACAUCACUCUAUGGGUAUUCAGGGUACGUUGCGGCAACACGACGCACCUGCGUGGAAAGCGGAGAGAAACAGAGGCGAAUACACCGCGGCUUGGUAUCUCAGGAACUCGGGCAACACCUGGAGAUGGUAACGUCUCUGGGGGUGAACAUCGGUCAGCUCGGCUGGCUAAAGUUCGACGUGACCAGAGUCGUGAACAGCUGGUACACGGCGAGCGGAGAUUCGACGAGGGACAAGUUGACGCUGCUGGUCGACUGCACCGGGUGCGGUUCCCACGUCUACGUGUCGACGUUCGACGGACACUCGCCGCACGUGAUCGAGUCCUCCUUGAACGCGAAAGGUGCCGAGGAUCCGGACAGGCCGUUCCUGGUGGUGCGGACGGAUCCGGCGGCGGUGAAGCGCGUGAGGAGACGGGCGGUCGAGUGCAGCGGCGCGAUCAAGGGCCAAUGCUGCAAGCAGAGGUUCUACGUGAACUUUUCUCAGCUCGGCUGGGACGACUGGAUAAUCGCGCCUCAGGGGUACUACGCGAACUACUGCAGAGGAGACUGCGCUGCCGGGCACAGGACACCGGACACGUUCCUCAAUUAUUACACUCACGUGAUCGAGGAGUACCGGAAGAUGGAUCGGUUGGCGGGCAUGCAGCCGUGCUGCGCUCCCCUCAAGUUCUCGCCGAUGUCGUUGAUCUACUACGGUCCGGACUCGAACAUCAUCAAGAGGGAUUUGCCGAAGAUGGUGGUCGACGAGUGCGGUUGUCCUUAAGAGACCGUGACGUCGCGUCGUUGCUUCCGUCCGGAGAUAAUUCCGAGCCGCGCGAAACGGACAAGGACGGUUCCGUUCUCGAUCUCGAUCUCGAUCUAAAUCUCGGUCUCGGUCUCGAUCUCGAUCCCGUUGCGAUCUCUUACAGAUACAUCUCUGUCACAACCUCUGCCGAGGUUGCAGCCGAAGCCGAGAUGGUUCGCGAAUCUAUUAGAAACAAUUUAUACGGACGAGCAGGAACGAAAAGCGGGCACGGGAGGGAGAUAGAGAUAGAGACGGAUGGAUAGAUAGAUAGAGAGCGGGAGAGAGGGCGGGGGAGACGAGAAAACGGGGAGGAAGGGAGAUUGAAAGAGAGGGCGACGGAGAGUAGGGGGGAUCGGGCGUAGACGACGAUCUUUUUGAUCGAAGUCCGUCUAGCGUGACGUUGGAUACGUUCCAGACGAGCCUGGACGCGGUCCGACUUAGAUUCGUUGGUAGCUUUACGGACGCGUUCCGAGUUCGUCCGUGAACCCAUCGGAAACACGGCCAGACAAAAAUGUAUCCCCGAACGUCCUCGAACCAGGUCCAAGCAAAUUGUUCUUACAAAUUAGAGAAAGAUCGGAAUUUCCCAGCGACCGCGGGGUCCCGAGGAUUUCCUAGCGAACGAGGAACGCCCAGCAAACGAUGGUGCGAGCCGAUCCUGCGAACCGAUCGUCGGUUUUAGGCGCAGCUAGAUUCGCCGACGACUGUAUUCGCAAUCGCUAGCGAAAACUAGGGUCAACGUAUGUUUGCCUGUUGCUGUAUUUGUGUCUGUAUGCAUGCGUGCGCGCCAGGAAGAGAAAGAGAAAGAGAAAAAGAGAGACCGAGAGAAAGAGGGAGAGAGCGCGCGCGCGCGAGAGAGAGAGAAAGAGUAAGAGAAUAAGAGUGAACGAGAUACGCUCGCAGUCGGACUGCCAGGAAAGAGUUUACCCAACGAGGUUUCUAGAUAGUAUAAUAAAAUUGAAUUACACUUGAACGUCGAUGCGACUCGGAGCGACGAAUGCGCGAAAGCGAGUAUAGGCAGAAACAGAAAAGGCGAGAGAGAGAGAGAGAGAGAAUGGAAUGAAAGGGACGAAGAGGAUGGUACAGCGUGGAAACAGAUGUGAGAUACAGUGGGAAUCAAAGGGAAACCUCGAUCGGUUAAGGUAUAAGCAUCUUUUACGAAAUAUUAAAUUUAAUAUAAUAGGGAUAGGUAUAUAACUAUAAAGUUGGUUUCUACGCGGUUAGUAAAUUGUAUCGAAGGAAAGGUAGCAAAGAUGCGCGCGGGAAUCAAUCGAAAUUCUUACCGAGAGCUUAGUCUUUUCUUAUUAAUUGCGCGCGUUACGGGGGGAGUACGCGAUGUUCAACGAUGAAAGUAAAAAAACUACUGAAAGUAAAAGAAAGAGAGAAAGUGAUUUCACAUAUUUAUUAUGUAUAUAUUCUAUAUACGACGAUACAAAGAACAUACGAGGUGAUUCGUGCCGAGUAGGAGAUACUUAAGCGUGGGUGUGUGGUUAAACUUUAAGAUGUAAACGAUAGGAAGAACAAAAAAAAAAGAAACACUCAAUCCGAUUGCCUUGUUUUUUACGCGGAACGUAUGAAAGUAUCGAGUAAACGAUUUAGCAAAAAAGGACAAGCGAGCUACUAUACUGUUAAGUGCUCUACACGCAUAUACAUUUCUAUGCUAUACGUACUACACGUGGAUCUGUAUGUGCGCGUACGAAUAUGAAUACGAUUACGAAUACGAAUAUGAAUUUAAACAAAA
Megalopta genalis is the source of this 3642-nucleotide messenger RNA. NCBI's taxonomy places the organism in Eukaryota, Metazoa, Arthropoda, Insecta, Hymenoptera, Halictidae. The record is from RefSeq and is a predicted model, not a curated record.